AAUCUAUUAAGCAGUUUUUUUUCUCUUAUGUUGAUUCUUGCACGUCUGUGUAAUCUCGAAUAUUUUAUCAUAUUAGGUUAAUCAAUCAAAAGUCAUAAAUCGAAUUUCCUGUUCUCGACUACCUCUGCAUUACUAAUCAUCGUGUACGUACUGACUAAUUUUAAUAAUGGGUUGGAAAAAAAUGCCAUAAAAUAAUUCACAUUCUAUUACCACGGAAACUUUUUCCAAUCAUGACACAUUAUGAAUGCGUUACCGACAUUCGAGAAUAAAAAUGCAACUUUCAUUAAAAGCUCGCGAGUAUGGAGAAUGAAUAAAUUCAUAAUAAUGAAUAAAUGUUAUUUAUGCUAUCUCCGAGUUCGCGAGAUACGAAGUUCCAGUAUUUUACAAUGCCUCUACGUCUGCGGUGAUAAUUCAAUUGAUCAUUUGUUUACAAACUCUUAGGGACACUCGAGGUUUUACACGAAAUUCUAAGAUUUCGAAAAAAAGUCCUAUCAAGUGCCGAAUCAUUCUGAUAAGAAUUACAAUGCCUUUUUCCACGACGCACGUAAGUUUGAAAAAAUUGCGACAUCAUCUCGCGGCGCGAUAUCGAAGAGUCGGCAUUUAUUAGAGUUUAAUAAAUCGAGUUUAUUAGAUACCGGCUUAAAGGUGGGGGACGAACAUGUUUUGCGCAUCGCUCAACUUUGUGUACAUAUAUAAAUUUGGUCGCCGGCGAGAACCGAUCGCCAGUUUAAUCGUGCUCGAGACCUUACUAUCAUUGCGUUCAUAACAAUUAGCGUGGCAUAUAUACUUAAACGGAAAAAUAAGUGCACGUAAAAAUGGUUUUAAGGGACAUGCCGGAACUCAGUGAGCCACUGCCGCUUCAGGAUCUCGACGGCUUGCUUCAGCAGAGCCUCAAGGAUGUCACCGACGUCCAGGUCAAGAGCUGGAAGCACCUGACGGAUCCGGGCGAGAAUUUCGGUAGCCUGAUUCUGUCGAUCGAGGCAUCAGUUAAGCGAGAAAGUGGCGAGCACGAGACGCUGCAUCUGGUUUGUAAGAUGCCACCCAAAUCUGAAUAUCUGCUGGACCUUUUCAACAGCCCAUUGGCCUUCAAAAAAGAGCUCUACUUUUACAAGACGAUCGCGCCGGCUUUUCUCGAACUGCAGAAAAAGAGUGGCCUUGGCGACAACGAGCUUAUCAAGCUCUUCCCACACCUUUACGGUGGUCGCAUGAAUAUUACGAACGAGGGUGAGAAAUUCGACGAGCAAGCAGCCAUUGUCUUGGAAAAUCUCAACUUUUCUGGCUACUCGACCAAAGACCGCAUAACCGGCAUGGAUCUCGAGCACAUGCAGUACGGUGUGCGUGAACUUGCCAAGCUUCACGCCAUUACUUGCGGUUAUCGCGCCAAGUAUCCAAAGGAGUUCCAAGAAACCAUAGCACCAGGUCUGGAGGCUUGUCACAACGAGGUAGCCAUGAACUGUGUCAUGGAGAUGAUUCACAAAGCCAUCAACAAUUUAAAGAGAUUGGAGCCAGAUACAAAGCUUAUUGAUAGGGUCUUGAAAACAAUGGAACUUUGCGAGCGUCAUGAAAAAGAACCAAAAGCUGUUUUAGAGCACUGGUGUACUUUCGUACAUGCUGAUUUCUGGGUCAACAAUAUGAUGUACCGCUAUGACAACGAGAAAAAAAUUACCGGCAUGAAAAUCGUUGAUUUUCAACUCAGCCAAAACGACUAUGGAAUGAAAGACCUAGUUUUCUUCCUCAUAUCUAGUGCCCAGGAAGAAGUAAUCGACAACAAUCUGAAUGACCUCAUAAAUUUAUACUACGAAACGUUUAUCGACACUUUGCGUGCCCUCAAAGUCGAUACGACGCUCUAUCAACGCGAGGAAUUCGACAGGCUACUGAUUGAAUCGGCGCCACUUAAGUUUCCUCAGUGCAUUAUGAUGGUACAGGUGAUCAAAGCGACGAGAGGCAGUGCCCCGGACGUGAACAGUAUUACAAAUGGAGAAGCUUUUCUGAAUAUCGGCAAAGGACAGCUCUACGAGAAAAAACUUUUGCAUGUGUUGCAUACCUACGACAAAAUGAAUUGGUUAGCCUAAUUUACCUUCGAUGAGUCAAUUCAUUGCUCUCUUGUAUUCGUUUAUUUUAUUGUCUUCCAGUGUAAAUGUACACGACAAUGUAUCAUAUGUUAAAUUAGUGAGAGAAAUGAAUAGUGCUACGUUGAUUGCAAAAAAAAAACUAAACUUUUAAGGCUGGUAGUUAAGUUUUAUUAUAUGAAUUACAAAAAUUGUAUUAAUGAAAGAUUCGUGGGUUUUUAAAAACAAUAAUACAUAACUAUAUUAUUCUAAAUAACAUAAUUAUGUAUUUAUUUUAAUUUGUAAAUCGAUAAAUCACUUGCGAGUGAUAAUCUGUAUAAAAAAUGUAACUUAAAACAUAAGUGAAUGAACCAAGAGGAUAAUUUUGUACAAAGAAAAAAAUUAUAAAGAUUAAAAAUCUUUUCAUUCCAAGUAUAAAAAAUAUUGAGCUACUACAUAUAAAA
This is a messenger RNA of Trichogramma pretiosum, 2512 nucleotides long. RefSeq lists its product as uncharacterized. The transcript is spliced from 3 exons. The coding region runs from base 816 to 2072 and encodes 418 amino acids. The record is from RefSeq and is a predicted model, not a curated record. Lineage: Eukaryota; Metazoa; Arthropoda; Insecta; Hymenoptera; Trichogrammatidae.